Thermothielavioides terrestris NRRL 8126 is the source of this 613-nucleotide messenger RNA. RefSeq lists its product as uncharacterized. Bases 58 to 444 code for a protein of 128 amino acids. The record is from RefSeq and is a predicted model, not a curated record. The transcript has a single exon. NCBI's taxonomy places the organism in Eukaryota, Fungi, Ascomycota, Sordariomycetes, Sordariales, Chaetomiaceae.
GAUAUCCUCGCCGUCUUUAUCGGAGCUUCCCGGAUUUCUAACUUCAAGCCGACCACCAUGACUUCGGCCCAGGACAUCGCGUCGAAGUUGGCGUACGUUUCGGGUCAGCUGAACGCGGGUGGCAAGAAUAAACAGAUGCUAGAGUGGUUCAGGGAGUACAAAAAGCUUAGAGAGGAACUCAAACAGGCCAAGGCAGCGGAAGCCAAGGCAGCGGAAGCCAAGGCAGCGGAAGCCAAGGCAGCAGCAACUGAGUCGGAUACCGCGGCUGGGGAGACUCGAGAAAGCGCGUCGUCACCGAGCGUAGCCGAGGAGGUCCCAGAGGGUGCGGCCGGCGAGGCUCCAGGGACAACAGCCCCCAAGAACAAGCCUGAGGCUCCGGAACGGAAAUCCCGGAAGGUCACUUUCAAAGACCCGCCUGAUGACGGCAGUGCCGACGAGAGUUGACGUAGGCCGGUUUUCAGAAUGGCACCAAUCUGCAAUGAAUCUUGCCGAGACGGAUACAGGAGGGAUUGCAUGGGAUCUCGAUGCGCGACACGGCAGCAGGUGAUGGGACUAUGAUCGUGGUUUGGGCUGGUUCAUCAAAGCGGUCGUGGCAGUUUUGCAACGGUGGGCA